AUUUGACAAAGUGUCAAUUGUCACAAGUGCCAACAAAUUUUCUCUUUUCCUCAAAUCCACACAGCGAGGAACCACCACCAACAAAAUGACCAACUCAAAGGGUUACCGUCGCGGUACCAGGGACUUGUUCUCCCGUAGGUUCAAGAAACGGGGAGUCAUCCCGUUGUCUACGUACAUGAAAGUGUACAAAAUCGGCGACAUUGUGGAUAUAAGGGGCAACGGAGCGGUGCAAAAGGGCAUGCCCUACAAAGUCUACCACGGCAAGACUGGACGUGUAUUUAACGUUACCCCACACGCUUUAGGAGUAAUUGUUAACAAAAGAGUACGUGGUAGAAUCAUCCCAAAAAGGAUCAACAUCCGUAUCGAGCACGUAACUCACUCCAAGUGCAGGAGGGAUUUCUUGGAUAGAGUAAAGCUAAAUGAAAAAUUGCGUCGUGAAGCUAAAGAAAAGAAUGUUAAGGUUGUUUUGAAAAGACAACCUGCUCAACCAAGGCCUUCUCACAUUGUCAGCGGCAAGGAGGGUGCGAUCAAGUUGGCUCCAAUUCCUUAUGAGUUUAUUGCUUAAGAUUUGAAUAAAUAGAUUAUAAACAAAUAUGAGUUUUGUUUUCUUUAAUAAUACCAUAAUACAUUGA
Molecule: messenger RNA, 632 nt
Organism: Ceutorhynchus assimilis (cabbage seed weevil)
Lineage: Eukaryota; Metazoa; Arthropoda; Insecta; Coleoptera; Curculionidae
Source: the annotation of a GenBank genome assembly